AUGGCCCUCAGGGAACGCAUCUCCUCCCCCCUCGAGGCCGGCCCCUCCCUCCUCGACGCCCACCACAUCGCGCCUCAUCUCCUCCCCGUCCUGGAAUACACCUCCGGCCGCCUCGCCCGCAAGUCAAUCCACCUAACCCUCAUCAUCGUCAAGCGCGACUACCAGCUGCUCAACUCGCCCAUCUCCUCCUCCUCCUCCUCCUCCUCUUCUUCUCCUCCAUUCUCUCCACAGCAGCAGCAGCAGCAGCAGCAACAACAGCAUCUCAAGCACCUCAUGCGGUCCGCGUCGCAGCACGUCGUGGGCAGCAGCCCGCGCAGUGCCGCCGGCCCGCCUUCGUCGACAUAUCCUUCGACGGAACCGGCGUCCAGCCCGAGGUUCUGGUGGCCGCUUUCGCCGGCGUUUCCGUCGUCGCCUCCGCCAAUGACGCCGUCGACGACGACGACGACAUCGUCGCUGACUACGACGGAGAGCAACGGAUCGACUGCAUCUAACAACAGCAGCAGCACGGGUAGUCUUCGCUGCUUUCACUCAGGAGACUUGUCCCCGCGGACCGACAAGAUCCUCAAGAGCACCCUCAUCAAGGCGGGCAACAAGUUUGGCGUCGGGAGCGGAUGGCUCGUCCCCCUCACGAGCCCCAGCACCCGCGACCUCACCACCCAGCUCUACCACAGCUCCGUCGUCCAAAACGAAGUCCUCUUCUCCUCCGACGGCCUCAGCCUCCUCACCCUCGACCGCCUCUACAGCAUCAAGAGCGCCCUCUCCAGCUACUCCAAGUCAAACUCCCCGCUGCGCCUCGAGGACGCCGUCGACGAGCUGCGCCGCUACGUCCUCGCCAACAACGGCGGCAAGGUCACCCGCGCCGACCUCCUUCGCUCCUACGACUGGCUCGGCGUCAGCGCCUCCGCCAUCGGCGACCUCGACCGCAUGUAUCGCCGCGCGUACGGCGGGCCCGAGCUCGUCGGCGGCAUCACAGGCAUGCCGUCAUCAUCAUCAUCGUCCCUCAGUCCCUCGAGCACGAUCCUCGACGACGGCAUUGUAAACGUCGCCAUGACAGCCGUCAAGUUCUCUCGACCGCCCACGCCUCGGAGAAUCGGGCCCCCGCUGAAGCUGCAGACUGAUUUCUCGCCAAAGUCCAGAUCCCCUGUUGAACCGGACAAGAAGCCACCCGAGGUACCAAAGAUCGAGGAGCCCGAAGAGGAAGCCCACACAGCACGGCCGGUCGAUCGAUCCGUGGCCUCCAUGUGGAACACCCGCUUCACCAUCGACCAGAUGCUCAGCCCAAGCACAAACACGGACUUGCAGCCGCACUCGCCCGCAAUAGGGCCCAUGACGCCUCACGGAUACGACGACAUAUCGCCAGUGACGCGCGGCGAAUGGGGUUUCCUCAUGGGCGGCAACGGGCUGAAUAUAGGCAAGACCGCUGCGGUGGAAACCUUUUGA
Messenger RNA from Trichoderma reesei QM6a, 1440 nucleotides. RefSeq lists its product as uncharacterized. The transcript has 4 exons. The coding region runs from base 1 to 1440 and encodes 479 amino acids. The record is from RefSeq and is a predicted model, not a curated record. Lineage: Eukaryota; Fungi; Ascomycota; Sordariomycetes; Hypocreales; Hypocreaceae.